AUGUUUGGGGAUGCUUCUUCUAAAGCCCCACUUGGUAUUGUCAUGGAUUUCCCUUUGAGAAUUGGAGAGUGCACAAUCCCAAUUGAUCUAACAGUUCUGGAUAUGGUUGACGAGAAGGAUGUGCCAUUGAUCUUAGGGACACCUUUCCUCACCACUGUUGGUGCCUCCAUUGAUUUCCAUACAAAGAAAGUGAUCCUGCACAAUGUCAACAGCAAAGUCUCUUACCCUCUCAAGGCAUCAAGCUCUAAAUAUUGUGGAACCAUUGCCACUAAGUCACUGAGCAUCAAGGGUGAUGAGUUUGCUGAGGUUGAAAAGAUGGAGAUAAUGACUGAGAGCAGCACAGAGCCAGUUAUUUGUGAACCUUGUGUUCUGGAUGAGAUGGGUCUUGCAGUUUUGUUUAGUGAGCAGCUAGGAAGUGCUCAAAAAGAUAGGGAGGGUAUGGCUUUGAAGGCGUCUCCUGGACAUAAAAGAAAGAUGAUCACGCCUCAGACUCUCUCAAGCGCUCCAUCCCAGCUUACCCUGACUCUGUUGCCAUCCAAGUUCACAAAUGGGAAGAUUGAGUACAAGAUCAAGUGCAAGAGAAAGUCUAAACCGUUUUCCAGUAUCAAUGCCUUGGUCAGUCCUGAGCUGCAAAAAGAUCAAACCAAGCUCAAGGAGCUCCUAUCUUCAGUCCUUACUGUCACAUUUGAUGGCGGGACCGCUCUCAUUCAUGCCUAA
Molecule: messenger RNA, 717 nt
Organism: Microthlaspi erraticum
Lineage: Eukaryota; Viridiplantae; Streptophyta; Magnoliopsida; Brassicales; Brassicaceae
Source: the annotation of a GenBank genome assembly